GAGACGAUGACCAGAUACACCAGCCCGGUGAACCCGGCUGUGUUUCCCCAUCUAACAGUGGUCUUGCUGGCCAUCGGCAUGUUCUUCACCGCCUGGUUUUUUGUCUAUGAGGUUACUUCAACCAAAUACACCAGAGACAUCUACAAGGAGCUGCUCAUCUCUUUGGUGGCUUCACUUUUUAUGGGCUUCGGUGUGCUCUUCUUGCUACUCUGGGUUGGCAUCUACGUAUGA
Messenger RNA from Nerophis lumbriciformis (worm pipefish), 231 nucleotides. Lineage: Eukaryota; Metazoa; Chordata; Actinopteri; Syngnathiformes; Syngnathidae. The record is from RefSeq and is a predicted model, not a curated record.